Messenger RNA from Naegleria fowleri, 2073 nucleotides. RefSeq lists its product as uncharacterized. The transcript is spliced from 3 exons. Gene Ontology annotation, biological process: protein autophosphorylation; phosphorelay signal transduction system. Lineage: Eukaryota; Heterolobosea; Eutetramitea; Acrasida; Naegleriidae. Gene Ontology annotation, molecular function: histidine phosphotransfer kinase activity; phosphorelay sensor kinase activity. The record is from RefSeq and is a predicted model, not a curated record. The coding region runs from base 1 to 2073 and encodes 690 amino acids.
AUGAUUUCCACGACUACCAUCCACAACCAUGAUGAAAGGCUUAUGAAUUCAGAAAGUAAUGACCUCGCAACUCAUGAAGAACAAACCUUCUUGGUUCCUGAUGAGGGAACAGACCCUUAUUCUUCCAUCACUUCUUUUUUUUCAAACACAUCCUUGAUGGAUGAUGAUCUAUCCUCAAUUUCAACAACAACAAGUUCUUCAAACAAGUCCUUUAAAUUGGAAGAAAACAAUGAUGAAGAUUUUCAACAAAUGUUGUCGGAAGAAAUACCGCCAGAGUACUCAACGAUAUUUAAAAUUAAUAGCAAUAUGUUGCAUACAGACGUCUAUCGAGUUUUACGAAUUACAGCCUUUCUUCACUACUUCAUUUUCUUAGUUUACGCAAUCUAUUUUCUUGAUCUCUUUUCAACAAUUGUAUUUGUAAUGACCGUGGUCGCUGCCUUGCCUCAAUGGAAGAACUUUAGAAGCAAUAACAAAGAGAAACGCAGUCCCGAAAAAAUCUUUAGGGAUGAAAGAAAGGCAGUUCAGUGGUUUUUUUUUCUUUUUACGGUGCGAUUUGUUAUCCUUCGAAAGCACAAAGUAAUUUUGCUUCCUUUAUAUUUGACGUUGGUGAUUUUAGCCACAAAGUUGACCAAUUUUAGCGUGUUAUGGUCCUUAACACCUUUUUAUUUCAUAGUCACACUAUUUACUGCUGAUUCUCUCUUCCUUAUUGCUACUUAUGGAUGGUCGGAGCAUUGUCUAUUUCCACUCAUUGAAAACGUAGCCUUGGUAGUGGUCAUAUUUUUGAUAACUUACUCAAUUACGACGACAGGAAUUGACAAAAAGAGUAAGAUGAAGGCUUUAGAAAAAACAAGCAUGGAGCUAAAAAAUGUCGUCUUUGAGAAACAAAGGUUUUUAAGAUCUGUGUCACAUGAAUUUAGAUCUCCGUGUUUGUCAUCUUUGGGAAGUGUUGAACUUCUAAGGGAAACCGAAUUAACAGAAUAUCAACGAGAUUUGGUUGACACCAUAGCCUCUGCAGAUGAAAUAUUGCUAAAUUUAAUUGAGGACAUUCUGAGAGUUGCUAAAAGUGAGCAUCAAAAGAGGUUCGGUCGUCAGGAAGAACUUCAGAAAGAAAAGAAAAAUUUGCAGGAAUUCAGUUUGGGAUAUUGUGUGAAAACCAUUGAGAACAUUAUUAAGAGUUAUGCAAAACCUUUCCAAGUUCAAUUGGAGGUUAAUAUAGAUGAUACUUGCAAAAACCUCAAAGUAAGAGGUAAUCUUACUCGUAUUCAUCAAGUUCUGGCUAAUUUAUUGACCAAUGCAGUGAAAGCAUCAAAACCAGGAGAUAAGGUUCAAUUGCUUUGUUCGACUGACCUGGAAGAACAGCGAACAUUAACGAGUAGAAUUGAAGAGCAAACAGUUGUUUUUAAGGUAAUAGAUCACGGUGUUGGAAUACCACAAGAAAAGCAGAAAGAGAUAUUCAAACCGUUCACUCAGUUACACAAUGUGAAUGAGUCUAUAUUCAAAGGAUCCGGUUUGGGCUUAAACACUGUCUUACAUUAUGUUCAAACAAUGAAAGGCUCAUUACAUCUGCGGUCAGAAGUUAAUGAAGGUUCUGAAUUCUCUGUGUUUCUUCCAUUAGAAAUAGUGAAGAUUGACAAUGCAAUAGAUCACGAACCUAAGGAAAUUAACUCCAAAUCCACUUUCACAUCAAAUAGUCUCGAGAUUAGUCAAAGAAAAGCACAGAUCAUCAUGGCUGAUGACAACCCUAUAAAUCGAAAAGUCAUUAUGAAACAAAUUGAAAGUUUAGGAUAUGAAGUUGAUGUGGUGAGUUGUGGCCAAAAACUCAUUGAAAAUAUUGAUGAAGUGAGGCAUAAACUCGUCAUCACAGAUAUCAAUAUGCCCAGCAUGAACGGUGUCGAGGUGGCAAAAAUUUUACGAUCAAAAUUUAAACGACAGUUGACAAUUGUUGCUCUUACAGGAGAUGCCAUGUUUCAACCAUCUCGAGAAUUGUUUGAUUUUGUGAUUGUGAAACCUUGCCAAAAACUGGACCUUAAGAAAUGCAUUGACAGCGUCAAUAUUGACCAAGCAAAACAAUAA